AUGGGUGAAACAACUGCCCUCGAAUGCUUGUCCAACUUUUGCCAAUGCGUGAUACAAAUAUAUGGAGGUGAGUACUUAAGAAAACCCAAUGCAACUGACAUCACUCGUUUGCUUGAAAUGCAUGAACAAAAGCAUGGUUUCCCUGGGAUGUUAGGAAGUCUUGAUUGCAUGCAUUGGGCCUGGAAAAAUUACCCGGUUGCGUGGAGGGCACAGUACACGCGAGGCGAUCAUGGCUAUCCAACAAUUGUACUUAAGGCAGUCGCAUCUGUCGAUUUGUGGAUAUGGCAUGCAUUUUUUGGAGUUGCUGGAUCUCGCAAUGACAUCAAUGUGCUUAAUGAGUCACCUAUUUUUAAUGAUGUUUUGAAAGGAAAUGCACCGGAAGUUAAUUUUAUUGUGAACGGUACACAAUAUACAAAAGGGUACUACCUAACAGAUGGUAUAUAUCCGGAAUGGGCCACUUUCGUCAAGAGUUUUUCCUGCCCUCAGGAUCCGAAAAGAAUUAAAUUUAAGGAAAGACAAGAAGCUGCAAGAAAAGAUGUCGAGCGGGCAUUUGGGGUACUCCAAGCUCGUUGGGCAAUUAUAAGAGGUCCAGGGCGACAUUGGUUUAUGGACAAAUGCAAAGAAAUCAUGUAUACGUGCAUUAUUUUACACAACAUGAUUGUGGAGGACGAAGGUCAUGCAAUAUCGAUUUGGGAUCGCGAAGAACAAGAUACAAUCACAGCGAAUCAUGGCUCAACCAGUGAAUUUGCUGAAUACAUUCGAAGAAAUUCCGAGUUACGUGAUACUCAGGUGCAUCAUCAACUUCGUCAUGAUUUGGUUGAACACAUCUGGGAAACAUACCAUCAUGAUGAGUAA
This is a messenger RNA of Zingiber officinale, 855 nucleotides long. RefSeq names its product putative nuclease HARBI1. The coding region runs from base 1 to 855 and encodes 284 amino acids. The record is from RefSeq and is a predicted model, not a curated record. The transcript has a single exon. NCBI's taxonomy places the organism in Eukaryota, Viridiplantae, Streptophyta, Magnoliopsida, Zingiberales, Zingiberaceae.